CUUUUGUGUGACCUCAAGCGUCCGCGCGUUUUUUAGGCCUGAAAUGCUCAAGUCGUUUUUUAAGAAGUUUAUAUCAGCUGACGAGUCUGCGAAAAAGAGCUUCUCCACUACAAUAGAAAGGAAUGUUAACCCAACAGAUAUAUGGGAAAUUAUUUCGGAGCUUGGAGAUGGGGCAUUCGGCAAAGUGUACAAGACUCAUAAGCGUAAUACUGACUUAUUUGCUGCACUUAAACGGGUUGAUUUUGAAUCUGAGGAUGAACUUGAAGAUUUUAUGUUGGAAAUAGACAUCCUUACUAACUUCAAGCAUAAGAACAUACUUACUUUGCACGAAGUUUACAUAUAUGAAAGCAAAUUGUGGAUUUAUCUGGAACUAUGUGGUGGCGGAGCUUUGGACUCUAUUAUGGAGACUCUUGAAAAGCCUUUGACUGAGCCUCAGAUCAGAUUUGUCUCCAGAGAAGUCCUUCAGGGUCUUGAAUUCCUUCAUGAGAAGCUAAUAAUCCACCGAGACAUGAAAGCUGGAAACAUCCUACUCACUCUUAAUAACGAGGUUAAACUUGCUGAUUUUGGAGUUUCUGCCAAGUUAACGGAUGAAAAGCAAAAGCGAUCGACAUUCAUCGGGACACCUUACUGGAUGGCACCAGAAGUUAUCAAUUGUGAAACUUUUAAAGAUGCUCCUUAUAACUGGAAAGCAGAUAUAUGGUCUUUUGGUAUAACUCUAAUUGAACUUGCUCAAAAGAGACCACCUCAUAACGCUACUAAUCCAACACGUGUUUUGUUGAGAAUUCUGAAGUCUGACCCACCAACUUUAUCUAGACCACAAUUAUGGUCUUCAAAAUUCAAAGCGUUCUUGGAGCGUACUCUACAAAAAGAUCCAAAUCAAAGACCCGAGUGUAGAGAUCUUCUCUUGGAUCCAUUUGUUUCUGAUGUGACGGAAAAUGAUCGUAAAGUAAUUCAAAUACUAUUAUGUGAAGUCAAUGCAGAUAUUAUUGAAACAGUUGAAGAUUUCGAUCCAAAUGAGCCUAUUGAUGAAAUUGACGAUAAUGAUUUGAAUCCACUUAUACUGUCAGAUUCUAAUUAAUUAU
Messenger RNA from Schistosoma curassoni, 1082 nucleotides. The record is from the annotation of a GenBank genome assembly. NCBI's taxonomy places the organism in Eukaryota, Metazoa, Platyhelminthes, Trematoda, Strigeidida, Schistosomatidae.